Molecule: messenger RNA, 228 nt
Organism: Babesia bigemina
Lineage: Eukaryota; Apicomplexa; Aconoidasida; Piroplasmida; Babesiidae
Exons: 1
Coding region: 1-228 (75 amino acids)
Source: RefSeq, a predicted model, not a curated record
AUGUCACUUUCUACGUCGACAAAGAGCCGUAUUGCAUUGUGCGUAGUGUCAGGAAUCGCUGUCUACCUUUUGAACUACGUGUUAUUUCGUCCGAUUGUACUCACGUCCGACGUGACUUCCACGUAUUAUUUGGACUCCAUAAAGGUAUCAGCUGCCGUUACGGGCGCCGCUGUUAUUUUCUUGAGCACCAUUGGCCUAGCUCUUGGUUGGUGCCUCCUCAGUCACUAG